Messenger RNA from Pocillopora meandrina, 1061 nucleotides. Lineage: Eukaryota; Metazoa; Cnidaria; Anthozoa; Scleractinia; Pocilloporidae. The record is from the annotation of a GenBank genome assembly.
AUGUUAUUUCCUAAUUGUAGAUCCACGCUGCAGCAGCAACCUAGAAGCCAGCCAGAAGGUAAGUAUACAUUAUUGGUCAUACAAAAUGUCCAAAUUGGGCCUGUAGACAGGUUCCAUGGUCAAAAUAGCCUGAAAAUAGCCUCCCGCUUGAAAGAUGAUAUGAUGUCACUGUUUAAGAACAAAGAUUAGUUGGAUUGCAUUUCUUCUUUCAGAAUUAUCGAUGAAAGAGAAAAGCUUGAAGAGGGUGUAGGUUUGGGUGUAGCAAGAAUUGUCGUUGUUACGUUCUGGCAACAAUUGUUUGCAGCUACAAUGGUCAGUGACAAAGAAAAGUUACCAUGUAUUCACCACGACUUUCAAAAAAGCGAAUGGACGGCAAUAGGAAGAGUGUUAGAACUCAAACAGUACCCAGAGUUCAGCAGCCUCACUGGCCUGGACGACUUUUCUUCUGCCAAGAUGCCAUCAGCAAAGAAGACUGCUAGAAUGCCGCAGAGUCAACCAGAAAAUGAAGCCAAGACUCAGUGCUUAGACUACCUCAAAAAAUUUAUUAGAUCUCUGGAUGCUCCUGCUCUGGGCACUUUCCUGAAAUUCACUAUGGAAAGCGAUAUACAGCAUGAACACCAGGAAGUUUCAUUUACCUCAAUGGAUGGCGAGUUGCGGCGACCAAUUGCCUGCACCUGUGGCCCGUUGUUAGAGUUACCAAGAACUUACCGUAACUACACCGAAGUAGCUGAAGAGUUCACAAGCCUGCUUGGGGAAAAAGGAGCACGGGCAUGUUUGAUUACUGGCAUCAGACUAUCACUAGAGGAUGUGCCUGGGCUUGUUAUUUCUGUGUUCUGACAGUGAUCUGUGAACAUUUGAUACAUGUUAGUCAGAGAAGCAACGUUUUGCUGUAGUUCAUGCUAGAGCUGAACAUAAGAAAUUGUUCCUGUUUGGUUUUGAAUUAUUGAUUGCAACUAGUCAAAGAGUGAAAGCAUAAGUGGAAAAGGUAUGCAGUCGGAAAGGCUACAUGUUUUUUUAAAUUGGUUUGUUAGAAUUUUGUGCCUGUAGUUCAUCGUAAGUAA